AUGCGCCGCACCUUCAACAAGCUGGGCCUCUCUGCUCUGCGCGCCUGCCGUGGCGCCGGUGCUGCUGGGGCCGCCGCAUCCGCUCACGUGUCUGGAUUCGCCCGAGUGCCGUCCACGUCUGCGCCGACCGCGCUCACGGUGCCGCGCCGCUCCGCCAGCGACGCCGCGCUCGCCGACGCCACCCGCCGAGAGCUGGAGGAGGAGAUGGGUCGCAGCGACAAGCCAGAGCAGCCGACGCCGCCAACCGGCUGGCAGGUGGUACGCAAGUCCGGCACGUGUACCUUCGACCUCACCAAGUCUUUCGAGGAUGAGGAGCUGGUGGUGCGCUACAGCACGAACCAGGACUCCGACAAAGCGAACAGCCACGACAUUUUUGUGUACAUUACACAGAAGAAUGGGCAGACGAUGCAGGCGGACCUGAGCAUCGAGGAGGGCGAGUUGGUGCUGAACAACAUCCGCUUCUACGACGAGGCAGCUCUCGCGAAGGACACCAGCGCCGAGGCGGAGGCGAAGCGGAAUGAGCUGUACACCGGCCCGCUGGUGCACGAGUUAGACUACGACCUCCUGAACUGCGUGAUGACGUACCUGGAGAAGCGCGGCGUGGACGAGAAGCUGGGCGAAUUUGUGGUCCUGUACAGCUUCUGGGCGGAGCAGCAGGACUACGAGGCGUGGCUGACCACAAUGAACAAGUUUGCCUCGUAG
This is a messenger RNA of Leishmania mexicana MHOM/GT/2001/U1103, 702 nucleotides long. Its product is annotated as putative p22 protein precursor. The transcript has a single exon. Gene Ontology annotation, cellular component: mitochondrial matrix. The record is from RefSeq and is a predicted model, not a curated record. Lineage: Eukaryota; Euglenozoa; Kinetoplastea; Trypanosomatida; Trypanosomatidae. The coding region runs from base 1 to 702 and encodes 233 amino acids.